ACGCCUCUUCUCAUUUAUACAACUUCACUGGAGAGACUUCAGGAGUCGAGCAGCGGCGCGCAGGAGGGCUUCGCUAACUUCACCCAGCACAUUUUUAUAUCAGUGGUAUUUCUUCUUUAAUUUUCUGGACUUACACAACCGCAGAAAUGACUCUACCAUACUCACAAAGCGUAACGACACUUAAGACAGUGACCGUCGCGGAACCGAGCACACAGACUAUCUUGACAUCCACUCCUGUCGAGAUAAGCGAAGGGUCGACGACUUACCGAACGGUAAACCUCGCGGAAGCUCAGCUGCAGCCGGUCCAGUACAUUAACAGCCAAGUGGAGGGGAACAUGGUGUACAGCGGCGCACGUUACCUGGUGCCUGUGCAGCAGCGGCCCGCGGAGUCAUACGUUUACCUGAGUCAGGCGCCGCGCGUCGUGCAACCGGUGUACUUACAGAACGUUCGGCCCGUCAGCGUCAGCAGCGUCGACGAAACCGACACCUACAGACAAAUAAACAUAAAUGGACAAACAUCUGUCUUCAGCCAGUUAUCCAGUCCAGUCAAAAGCCCUGAACCAUCUGAGUCAGAGCUGGUGGAGACUUCAAGCAUUCGAGAGGAAGUCGUGGACCUGAGAGAAAUAAAGAAUGGUCUUUCUGAGAUUAAGACCGAGGUUAUCGAUGUGGAACCGAUCGCCAAGAUGGACAACCGCUUCUUUGGCGAGCUUCUUGCUGAGGUUUACCGCAAGAACUCAGAUAUUCACACCUGCAUCUCCGAGCAUGUGGCCAAGAUUCGCGGAAGGAAACCCCUUCUGGACCCCACCAUUGACUACAAGGUGGAAAAAGAAGAAAUAGAGAGUGUCAUUCCUAAAGGAGUGUCCGAACUGACUAAGCAGCAAAUCCGCUACCUGCUGCAGACUCGUAUGACGGCUGAUAAGACCAUGCGUCUGUUGAUGGCCACAUUCAGCAGUCUGCGAGAGGAGCUAGUGCAUAUGCAGGAUGAUCUGAGGCAUCUGGAGAGCGAGAAGGAGGAGCUGGAGAGAGAUCUGAGCUUCAAGGCGGAUCAGGCUCUGCAAUACGACAGACUACUGGAGACCAUUCGUGAGCACAACAGACAGCUGCAGGCUGCUGUGAAGGAAAGUAAUAAUGCUCAGCGUACUCUAGAAAGUCAGCUACUGACUAUGCAGAGCAAAGACCCCAGCAAAGACUUCCGCAUUAAAGAAUUGGAGGGCAGCAAAAGAGCCCUGGAGCAGGAGAACGAGCUGCUCAGGAAGAAGUUGGCAGGGCAGUGCAGUAGUUCCACCGUCCAAAUCAAAACACAGGAGCUGUCCAGAGAGUAUGAACAGAUGCUGAACGAUCUACGAGAGGAGAAGGACAGAGAACUCAAGAACCUGCGGACUCAGCUUGUAAAGAUCCAGACCGAGCGCACCAUUACACAGACCUCUGACAGCGGUUUGGAGAUACGUAUCACUGAGCUUCUGUCCAAACUAGAACAGCGUGAAAGUGUCAUCAGACAUCAGGAGGAGGAUAUCAGGCGACUCAAACAGCAGAAGGUCGACUCCAACUCCAGCAGUACAACGAGGACUGUCGUUACCAAGAGAUACAUGAACCAGUACCCUAUUCUGGGUCUGCUGAGUGACGAUUACCAGUACACACCACCCAUUAAAGAGGACAGGACUGUCGUCAUCGAGAGUACGGGGGUCACCUCACGAGUCAUCUAGACUGAAUGAACAGGAAGAAGAUUUAGAGGCCUCCCCGUUUUCCCCCUCCCUCUCUCCCUGCAUGCCGCCCUCUUUCCAGUGGCUCCUAUCGGUGAUGGUGGCGCUGACUUUUUAGUUUCCAUGCUUUGGAAUUGGAUAAUGCCAUAUGAAGUAAGAACUAAAACAGCAUUUAAUGACAGUUGACACAAAAUCUUUCAGAAGCAUCGUGUUUAUUAUAAUACCUUGUGACUACUGAUAGUUAUUUUUAUAUUUUUGAGUCAUCUCUUCAUAUGAUGCACCACAACCUUUAGUAGCCUCCUGUCAACACUACUGUAAGCAUGUAAAUAUUUGGAGAGAAAUUAUUUGCAAGUAUCAUAUGCCUUGACUGGAAUAAAAGUUGAGCAUUGUCAGUAAUGUAAAA
This is a messenger RNA of Sinocyclocheilus anshuiensis, 2103 nucleotides long. RefSeq names its product protein POF1B-like. Gene Ontology annotation, cellular component: bicellular tight junction; adherens junction; actin filament. Gene Ontology annotation, biological process: actin filament organization; bicellular tight junction assembly; epithelial cell morphogenesis. The coding region runs from base 147 to 1703 and encodes 518 amino acids. The record is from RefSeq and is a predicted model, not a curated record. NCBI's taxonomy places the organism in Eukaryota, Metazoa, Chordata, Actinopteri, Cypriniformes, Cyprinidae. Gene Ontology annotation, molecular function: actin filament binding. The transcript has 13 exons.